AUGGUAAACUUUUAUGGUUCUUUGAUUCUCGGUCGUAGUUUUAUCAGUGUUCCUGAUGGUUAUUUAAACUUUCCUUUUACAAUUUCUCGUAUUGUUUUUCAUUCAAUUUCGUUACCAUUGUUUUCUUUUGCAGUUUCAUCAUCUGCAUCCUCGACUUUCAGAUCCUACUCAUACAACUUAUUAUUCACACGUAUAAACUAUGUCAAUACUGUGUUUAUGCCCAUUAUCAUAUCACGCAUUCUGUAAUCAUAAUGAAGAAUCGUACUUUAUCAAGAUAGUAUGGAUUUUUCGACAACUUAUAAAACAUAUUGAUGCACAACUCAUUAAAAAAUGUAGUCCAUUUUGAUCAGUCUAUGCCUUUAGAUACGUCAUAAUCUAUAUUGUGAUUUUGAACCUGUAUUUUGUUUAAUUUGAAUAUUGGGAUAUUUGAAAGUAACCUGAUGAAUUUUGGUUAUCAUUUUGUGACAUAUAUUAAACGUUGAUCAUUGA
Messenger RNA from Schistosoma rodhaini, 489 nucleotides. The record is from the annotation of a GenBank genome assembly. NCBI's taxonomy places the organism in Eukaryota, Metazoa, Platyhelminthes, Trematoda, Strigeidida, Schistosomatidae.